Molecule: messenger RNA, 1913 nt
Organism: Bicyclus anynana (squinting bush brown)
Lineage: Eukaryota; Metazoa; Arthropoda; Insecta; Lepidoptera; Nymphalidae
Product: spidroin-1-like
Exons: 5
Coding region: 602-1822 (406 amino acids)
Biological process (GO): glutathione catabolic process
Cellular component (GO): plasma membrane
Molecular function (GO): glutathione gamma-glutamate hydrolase
Source: RefSeq, a predicted model, not a curated record
UAGAACAAAAUACGUUCCUCACAAUACACACAGGAAAAAUUUGUAUUAAUUAGAGAUGACGACUUAGCACCGCCUUCUAUCUAGAAGGCGGUGCUAAGUAUUAAUUAUUAUAGAUAAUCAGCAGGUAGAACAUAAUAAUACUACUAGCGGACUCGGUCAAGCUUCGCUUUGACUUUUGUGCACUUUUCUUCCAUACCUACCCUACCUCUACGCUACCCAUAUCCUACCCCUACUCUACCCCUACUUUACUCCUCCCCUACUCCUAACCUACACCUACCCUUUAAAUAUCAUAUUCUUAAUUUUACGAAUCGCUCGUAUGAGAGUAUAGAUUUUUUUUAAACUUGUAAAAUUUUUUUCUUCGUAAGAACCUUCCUCGUGCUUCAAGGAGUAGGUAUUGUAAAAAAAAGAAUUAGCAAAAUCGGUUCAGCCGCUCUCGAGAUUUGCGCUUAGGAAAAUUCAAGAUUAUUUUUAUAGAUUAUUAUGAUGUUAUUUUUCGCUUUUUAUUUUAGUCGCUACAUUUUAGAUUUCAUUGUCGGUUGUAUAUAUUUUUUUUAAAUAAAUUAAUUUGACUUAAUUUGCUAAAUGAGUUUAUAUUGUGAAGAUGCUCGUUUCGGUGGUUUCGCUCAGCACUAGGACGCUCGGCGCAGCGCCCUCUGUGUGUGUGCGCACGGAGCGCUGGGCCGCCCGCACUCGCGGUUGCCUCGCGCCGAGUCUCGCGAGACUCUCCACUGUCCUAGUGUGCAGUCAUUCUACCAGGAGCGGAGCGAUGAUAUACUGGGAGUACCGCUCGUCGCGCAGCCAGCUGCCCGUGCAGGCGGAGUGGGGCGGGCCGGAGGAGGCGGCGGGCGCGGCGGGCGCGGCGGGCGCGGCGGGCGCGGCGGGCGCGGCGGGCGCGGCGGGCGCGGGCGGCGCGCGGCCGCCGCGGCUGGUGGCGGCGCUGGCGGCGCUGCACGCGCGCUACGGCGCGCUGCCGUGGGGCGACGCGCUGCGCCCGGCGGCCGAGCUGGCGCGCGUCGGCUACGCGGUGUCGGUGCGGCUGGCCGCGGCGGCGGCGGCGCGCGGCCUGCCCGGCUACCUGCCCGCCGCGCCGCGCGCCGAGCCCGCGCUGGCCGACUACCUGGACUCGCUGCGCCACAACACCAGCAGCGAGCUGUGCGCGGCGUGGAGCUGCUCGCGCGCGGUGCGCUGGGCGGAGCGGGCGGCGGCGCGCGCGGGCGGCUGGCGCGUGUGGGGCGCGGGCGCGGGCGGCGCGGCGGGCGCGGCGGCGCUGCAGGCCGCGCUGGGCGCCAACCUCACCGGCGUGGACGCCGUGCUGCAGAGAGUCACGUUGUGGGUGCGCAGUGUGGUGAGCUCGCUGCAGCGGCAGGCGGCGGGCGCGGCGCGCUGGCCGGGCGGCGUGGCGGCCGGGCUGGCGGUGGUGGACCCGCGCGACACCUACGUGGCGCUCGUCUCAGGCCUGUCGACGGCGUUCGGCUCGGCGGCGAGCGAGGGCGGCGCGUGGGCGCGCGACGAGCCCGACGCGCCGCUGCAGCUGGCGCCCGCCGUGCUGGCGGAGGAGCGCGUGUGCGGCGCGCGCUACGUGCUGGGCGCGGAGUCUGCGGCGGCGCUGGCGCAGGGCGCGGCGGCGCUGCUGCGCGCGGGCGGCGGCGCGGCGGCGGCGGAGCGCGCGCGGCUGCUGGUGGGCGCGGGCGGGCGCGCGCUGCCGGAGCCGACGGCGCCGGACGCGCCGCAGCCGGCCGCGCUCAACUGGGUGCGCCAGAGCGGGGACGCGCUGCUGUCGCACGCCGACAGUCGCGGCGGCGGCGUGGCCUCCCGGUUCUAGUCGACGCUCCCUGCGCGUGUUGAUCGGCCGUCGCUGACUGUUUAUUGUAUUUGAUCUGACGGUAUUAAAUUAUUAAUGGUUUCGUUCAUAA